CUCGCACUUCCAAAGGCCACUCAGUGCAAUAUGAAUGAAAUGCCAGGCGUGGAUGCCCUCAUGCCUCCUCCUCUUCCCGCGACUUGUGCCUCGAUUGCGGCCAAAAGCGCAGGUUCACAGACUCCCUUGACAAAUGAAGGCAAGUUCCGAGUUCCCCUCCAAAGAAUACCAAAACUUAUGGCCCUCUCACCCGGUCGAUCCAUCGACUCCCAACUUAACGAGCUGACCAAGGGUCUGCGUCGUAGCGAGCCGGACGCAAUAUCCCGACCACCGUCGGCGCAGUUUGACCACAUUAGUCGUCUGGACGACGGAAAGAGUGAGGAUAGCUCGGUGGAGUUGAACAGUCUAGACCGCCCUCCCGACCCGCGUUACUAUGCCGUUGACUCCGCCGAAAUGAUGGUUCACUCUAGCCAGUCCUUUGGGAGUUCCGUGUCAGGAGCCGACCACUUGAAGGCAGGCCGGCAGUCGCCGUCCGGAGCAUCUCCCGGUGGCAGCGUUGGCGGAGCCGGUUUCUUCAAGCACAUGCUUUUAAGGAAGAACACUUCUGCUGGACGCACCUCGGCCUCCAAACCCACCAGCAAACUGCGCAAGGUCCGGGCCGGCGACAAUGUCAUGUUAGCACGACCCGAAUUGUCUGCGACCGAGGUGCUGGAACGAAUCUCCGAGUCGCUCCGCAGCAACUCGAUCCGGCACGGAUUCACCUGUACUUUCUCGAACGACUGGGGCCGUACUCUGCUUAAAUUUGAGAUUGAAGUCGUGAAUGUCGUGGGCAAGUACAGCUUACCUAAGCUGCUGAUCAAUAAGAAACCGAUCGGUGUGGGCGCGAAGCUGCGUGCUCCACUCGUAGCCGUUGCCUCUGACAACCCAACUCCAAGUCCAGCCGACGCUGACGACGACGGAGGCGCGCCGUCAAACAGAAUCUCCUCGGAGGACGUAGCCAAUCAGCCGUGCACGAUCGGCGUCAAGAUCAAACGGCUACACGGUGACUCGUUCACCUACGCGAGCAUUUGCCGGGCGGUGCUGAAUCAGGCCAACGUGAAAGAAGCGUGUGGAGUUGCACAAUGGACGGCCGGCCUAGAAUUAGAGAGCGUUAAUCCCGUCUUUGUGGUUCGUCGAAGUGAGGUGGCAUCUCCAGCCAAUGCACGAGAGCCCCUGUGA
Messenger RNA from Mesocestoides corti, 1158 nucleotides. The record is from the annotation of a GenBank genome assembly. NCBI's taxonomy places the organism in Eukaryota, Metazoa, Platyhelminthes, Cestoda, Cyclophyllidea, Mesocestoididae.